GAGGUUCCACAGGGGCAAGGCCCGUAAAAAGCCAUCCAAAUUCUAGAAGGGGGAGGGGGGGAGGAGAGCAUGAACCAGAAUAGCGGGCAUGGCAAGAGCAGCACAAGAGUCGGGGUUUUGAGCUCUCACUUCCACCCUUCGCCCUUUCCCCCUCGUCCUCCUCGUUCUCGCAUGGCCUCCUCGGAGAAGGAUGCCGCUCUCGCCGCCGUUCCCUCCGAUGCUCCUACCAUCUUUGACAAAAUUAUAAGGAAGGAAAUUCCUUCCACAGUGGUUUUUGAGGAUGACAAGGUUCUUGCAUUCAGAGAUAUAUCUCCCCAAGCUCCCACUCAUAUCAUAAUCAUCCCCAAAGUUAAAGAUGGAUUGUCUCAGCUUUCAAAGGCAGAAGAGAGGCAUAUUGAGAUUCUUGGAUACCUUCUUUACGUUGCCAAAGUUGUUGCAAAGCAGGAAGGGCUUGAUGAUGGCUUUAGAAUUGUCAUCAAUGACGGACCCAAAGGAUGCCAAUCUGUCUACCAUAUUCAUGUUCAUCUUCUUGGGGGGCGACAGAUGAACUGGCCUCCUGGCUGAUCAGUGAUCCUCAGUUCUCAUAGUUUCUGCAUGGCAUGGUUUGGCCUUGCAUCUCUGUUUUCUAAUAAAUUAAAACGAUACAUGCAAUGGUGUGGAACUGCUAGUGUCUUGAGAUCCUGCAUUACUGCUUGCUUGAAACUGUCUCUACUUUUGAGGCCAAAAUAUUUGUGUCUCGGGAUAAAGCAGACUAAAGACUUGCAAUCUGAGUCAAAUGAGAAUACAUUUGUAGUUGGUAUUGUCUGCAUCAACAUUGCUAAAAUGCUUUAAUUUA
This is a messenger RNA of Elaeis guineensis (African oil palm), 835 nucleotides long. RefSeq names its product 14 kDa zinc-binding protein. Lineage: Eukaryota; Viridiplantae; Streptophyta; Magnoliopsida; Arecales; Arecaceae. Gene Ontology annotation, molecular function: catalytic activity. The record is from RefSeq and is a predicted model, not a curated record.